AUGGGUCCCCAAAGUAAAUCGGAAUGUUUAAUUCAGAAACUGGCCAAAUUAUUUUAUCAAGGUUGCCACCAAUUUCAUCUAGAAGAUUCUGAAGUGGAGGCCUUGUCCUGGUCCGAACAAGAAAAGCUCUUAAAUCUAACAAUUAAUAGCACUUUGAUAAAGAAAUUCCCCGUAAGCUAUGAUUUCUGUAGACUAUAUUUAAAGAACCUACUGAAAUAUUUCGAAUCCUUGCAAGAGGUUCAUGAAAGCAUAUAUGAAUAUUUAUGUUUCAUUAUGAAUAAUAAGCAAAAAGACAGUACAUGCUAUAAACACUAUGUAAUUGAUGAGGAUUUAACAAACAUUAUUACUAUUAAGGAAUCAAGAAACAUGGUUAUCAAUGGAACAACAGGCAUGAAGACGUGGGAGGCUGCCCUCUUUUUAACUGAUUGGAUUUUAAGUAAUAAACUUUUAUUUAAGAAUAAAAUUAUAUUAGAACUAGGAUCUGGGGUUGGUUUCACUGGAAUUACUAUUAAUAAACACUGUGAUAUUUCCUCAAUAGACUUCACAGAUUGUCACGUAGAUGUUAUAAAUACUAUUCAAGAGAAUAUAGAAAUCAAUUUUCCUGAUUCACAAAGAUAUGAAAAAGAUGAUGUGAUUGUAUAUGAAGUGGACAAUAAAAUGAUGCGAGUAUCUAUGCUAGACUGGAAUAAGGAAGUUAACAUUGGUAUAGAUCCAGAUAUUAUAAUAGGAGCAGAUAUUAUUUAUGAUCCGUGUAUAUUGGAUCCAUUGUGUAAAGUACUAAAUAGUUUUUUCAUGAAAAAUAAAAAUGUAUGUGCCUACAUAGCUUGUGUUAUAAGAAAUGAAGAAACAUUCAAUCAGUUUUUUGACUGUUACAGGUAA
Leptosia nina is the source of this 879-nucleotide messenger RNA. The record is from the annotation of a GenBank genome assembly. NCBI's taxonomy places the organism in Eukaryota, Metazoa, Arthropoda, Insecta, Lepidoptera, Pieridae.